CCUUAUCCAACAAUGCCCACGGACUGAGAGCGCGUGCCUGCGAUGGAGAGGAACAACACGACGCAAACUCUGGAGGCGGGCGAGUGCGCGCAGCCUUUCGAGAGCAGUGCGGGACUGGGUAACUGCACGGACGGCUUCGCUGGGAUGUCUCUGAGGUGCUGCCUGCAACUUCUGACGAAGGAGUCCGGUUCUGGGCUGCAAGGAGACAGCUCGAGCUUAGCCGCGCUCGUCUAUUCGGUUGUGUGCGCGCUAGGGCUGGUCGGGAACUCUCUGGCGCUGCACCUGCUACACUCCUCCUACAGGCAGAACAUCAAUUGCUUCGUCAUGGGCCUUGCUCUCGCCGAUCUGCAGUUCGUUCUCACGCUGCCCUUCUGGGCCGUGGAUACGGCGCUGGACUUCCGCUGCCUGCCUGGCAAAGUCAUGCGCAAAAUCGUCAGCUCCGUCACCACCAUGAACAUGUACGCCAGCGUCUUCUUCCUGCCGGCCAUGAGCGUGGCUCGGUACUAUUCCGUCACCUCGUCGCUGAAGAUGCGCAGCCAGAAGGCGGCAGCGGGGGACCUAGGAAUCUGGACCGUGUCCCCGAUCGCCGUGCUUCCGCACGCCGUGUACUCCACUGUCGCCCAGGUGGCCACGGACAAGGAGCUGUGCCUGGUGCGCUUCCCGGAGUCGGGCAGCUGGGACCCGCAGUUCCUCCUGGGCCUCUACCGGCUGCGGAAGUUCCUGCUGGGCUUCGUCGUCCCGCUGGCCGUCAUCACCGUCUGCUACCUGCUGUUGCUGCGCUUCGUGCUCAGCCGGAAGGCGCAGGGCGCCAUGGUCCGCGAGAGAGAGCAGGGCCGCCACCGGCCCCGCUGUGAGGUCACCAAGUCGCUGGCGAUCAUGGUGCUCUCCUUCUUCCUCUGCUGGCUGCCCAACCAGACGCUGACGACGUGGGCCGUGUUGAUCAAGUUUGACCUGGCUCCCUUCAGAACCUUGUACAACACCCGGGCCUACGCCUUCCCCCUCAGUGUCUGCUUGGCCCAGGCCGACAGCUGCCUCAACCCAGUGCUCUACCGCCCGAUUGCCGGCCUGAAGGAGCUGCUUCUUAGGGCCACGCCGCUGUACCGCAGCCUGGCCUGCCUGCUCCCCCGCAAGGCCAAAGUGGCACAGUCUCCCCCCGCUCUGGUGCUCCUGCAGAUGGACGUUUAAGAGACGCCUCCGGCUGACUUUCCUGUCUGAGUCCGCACCAGGACAAACAAGACCUGUGAAGCCUAUUUUUUCCUUAACUGUGAUUUUUGACUGAUAGACAGGAGCAGACAUGAGUGAACCCGCCAAUGGGAGAUGCCCCAGUUUCUUUCGCUCUCUCUUUCAUUUGUGUUUUUCAGCCUCUGCCUGACUGCAGCAUCUUGUAUUCGGUCCUCAGAUCCAUUCAGGGACCUCCGCAGUUCAACUCUCGUUCCCUUCAGUUUUGGUGCUGCUGGCUGGAAUCUGUUCUCAGAUUUUGCCUCAGGACUUCCUUCAUGGGAACAAUAAAUUAUCCAUUUGUAUUGUUCCACCUUUGAAGUCGGGAGGAAAAAGAAAUGCUGGCAGAUAGUGAGAGACAAACUACUUUGAUAUGUCAGAUGACAGAUAAAUAAGGAUAAAAUUGCCUGUCAGACACAUAACCUCAAAUCAUCAGUCAUGAAUCAAAGUAUCCUACGCUGAAACAUGCUUGGUGAAAUCCCUCAGACAUACGAUGCUUUCUAUAUUGCUAUAUGAUUAUUGGUGUAUGUAAAAGA
Electrophorus electricus (electric eel) is the source of this 1754-nucleotide messenger RNA. RefSeq names its product relaxin family peptide receptor 3.2b (gene rxfp3.2b). NCBI's taxonomy places the organism in Eukaryota, Metazoa, Chordata, Actinopteri, Gymnotiformes, Gymnotidae. Gene Ontology annotation, molecular function: C-C chemokine binding; C-C chemokine receptor activity. Gene Ontology annotation, biological process: G protein-coupled receptor signaling pathway; immune response; cell chemotaxis. The record is from RefSeq and is a predicted model, not a curated record. Gene Ontology annotation, cellular component: external side of plasma membrane; membrane.